Messenger RNA from Nyctereutes procyonoides (raccoon dog), 615 nucleotides. RefSeq names its product lymphotoxin alpha (gene LTA). Gene Ontology annotation, biological process: immune response. Bases 1 to 615 code for a protein of 204 amino acids. The record is from RefSeq and is a predicted model, not a curated record. Gene Ontology annotation, molecular function: tumor necrosis factor receptor binding. Gene Ontology annotation, cellular component: membrane. NCBI's taxonomy places the organism in Eukaryota, Metazoa, Chordata, Mammalia, Carnivora, Canidae. The transcript has 3 exons.
AUGACACCACCUGGAAGGCUCUACCUCCUGAGGGUGCGCAGCGCCCCCGUCCUCCUCCUCCUGGGGCUGCUGCUGGGACUGCCGCCUGGGGCCCAGGGGUUUCCUGGUGCCGGCAUCUCACCCUCGGCUGCCCGGACUGCCUACCAGCACCCUCAGAAGCACUUCAUACAAGGCACCCUCAAACCUGCUGCUCAUCUUAUUGGAGACCCCAGCAUCCAGAACUCGCUGCGCUGGAGAGCAAACACGGAUCGUGCCUUCCUCCGCCAUGGCUUCUCUCUGAGCAACAAUUCCCUCCUGGUCCCCACCAGUGGCCUCUACUUUGUCUACUCCCAGGUGGUCUUCUCAGGGGAAGGCUGCUUCCCCAAGGCCACCCCCACCCCACUCUACCUGGCCCAUGAGGUCCAGCUCUUUUCCUCCCAGUACCCCUUCCAUGUGCCUCUCCUCAGUGCUCAGAAGUCUGUGUGCCCAGGGCCACAAGGACCUUGGGUGCGCUCUGUGUACCAGGGAGCUGUGUUCCUGCUUACCCAGGGAGAUCAGCUAUCCACUCACACCGAUGGCAUCUCCCACCUACUCCUCAGCCCCAGUAGUGUCUUCUUUGGAGCCUUCGCUCUGUAG